Molecule: messenger RNA, 1911 nt
Organism: Exophiala spinifera
Lineage: Eukaryota; Fungi; Ascomycota; Eurotiomycetes; Chaetothyriales; Herpotrichiellaceae
Exons: 4
Coding region: 1-1911 (636 amino acids)
Biological process (GO): ubiquitin-dependent protein catabolic process
Cellular component (GO): nucleus
Molecular function (GO): ubiquitin protein ligase binding; ubiquitin binding
Source: RefSeq, a predicted model, not a curated record
AUGUUGUUGCGAUUCGAGUCAAAAUGGGGGCAAUUUCGAUUGAACGUGGAGCCGACCGAUCACUUUUCGUCGUUAACGAGCCAGAUACUUGAUCAUCUACCCCCGGAUACCGACGCUGCCACGAUUGUCCUGAGUAACAAACCCGUCAGUUCGACACCAGACCCUGAGCGAGAGCGACGCUUGGCCGAUUUACCAGGCGUGGAAUUGCGGCAAGUCGGGCUCAAGCACGGUGACAAGCUAUAUAUUGGGUAUCAAGAGUCUCCAAAUCUAGCUAAUGGCCACACCAACGGCGAAGCCGCCACGAGUACGACCGCGCGACGACUGAACGGCACAAUAGCCCUACCCGAGCCCGACGAGCCCAUCCUCGCCCCCUCAGUCACAUCUCCCACCCUCGUACGAAACCCAUGGGAAGUGGUCAAGCAGUCCGCCCUCGAUGAUCGAUUAGACAAGCAAGACGGAAAGAUAUCGCGACCAAGAGAUCCCAAAAUGUGUCGGCAUGGCCCCAAAGGCAUGUGCGACUAUUGCCAGCCGUUGGAGCCUUACGACAAGAAAUACCUUGACGAGAGGAAAAUCAAACAUCUAUCUUUCCACAGUUACCUACGCAAGAUCAAUUCAGCCACGAACAAGCCCGAACUGAAAAGCUCAUACAUGCCACCAUUGACGGAACCAUACUACAGAGUGAAGAAAGACUGCCCUUCUGGUCAUCCUCCAUGGCCCGAAGGCAUCUGUACAAAGUGUCAGCCGAGUGCAAUCACUCUACAGCCGCAAGAGUUUCGGAUGGUAGAUCAUGUCGAGUUCGCCUCGGCCGAUAUGGUUGAUCGGCUGAUCGACUUCUGGAGAAAGUCUGGUUGUCAGCGGCUGGGAUAUCUGUAUGGCAGAUAUGAUGAAUACGCCGAGGUUCCACUGGGUGUCAGGGCCAUUGUCGAAGCGAUUUAUGAGCCCCCUCAGAUGUCCGAAGUCGAUGGGCUGACAUUAUUAGAGUGGCCGAACGAAAAAGAGGUUGAUGAGGUUGCAAGAAUGUGUGGUCUCGAACGGGUGGGGGUUAUCUUCACCGAUCUGAUGACUCCAGAAGAUGGCGAAGGUCAAGCCGUGUGUAAGAGACACGUCGACUCGUAUUUUCUCGCGUCGCUCGAGAUUGCAUUCGCUGCACGCCUUCAAGCACAGUACCCAAAGCCUUCUAAGUGGAGCGAGACUGGAAGGUUCGGAUCUAAUUUUGUGACAUGCGUAGUCACCGGCGAUCAGGACGAGACCAUCACAAUCAAUGCUUACCAAGCGUCGAAUGCUGCAGUCGAAAUGGUGAGGGCGGACAUUGUCGAGCCUUCAGCCGAUCCAUCCGUCAUGCUGGUACAGUCUGAGGACGAUGAAGGGGCUGGUUCUCAGUCACGAUAUAUCCCCGAAGUAUUCUAUCGGCGCAUCAAUGAAUACGGUGCAAAUGUCCAGGAGAACGCAAAGCCCAGUUUCCCGGUGGAAUACCUGCUUGUCUCGCUCACGGCAGGUAUGCCCAUCCAGCCCACCCCAUUGUUCAAGAACAGUCGAUUCCCGAUAGAAAAUCGAGAAGCCGUCGCGGAAGGCCAAAAUCCCCGAGACGUCGCUAAGCAGCUUCGAUCGUCGCAAUCUGUGGACGCCGUGUCCGAUUUCCAUCUUCUAUGCUUCAUUCAUGGCAUGGGAGUGUUCAGCAAGGACGAAGAACGAUUGCUCUGCAAGGUUGCAACCAAGCGUGACCAGAUUGAUGCAAUUCAUUUGACAGACUCGUCUGGAUGGGGAACCCUGAUGGCGAUUCUCGAAACAUAUGGUGAGCGGCCCUUGAAACGUCCAUGGACAUUGGAACCGCAAGAGGACGAUGGCGAAGCUGGCAGCCCAUCAGAGAUUCUGGCUAAGCGAUUCAAACAGGCGGCUAGCCUCGAGCGCUAG